GUGCGCUCCACUCACGGUCGUUGCCCCCGGUGCCACAUUGCAGACCUCCAAAAGUGCGCCCCAAAGACAAGCAGCCGGGUGGCCUUCAAUGUUCAACGGCGCAAUGGCGGCAAGAUGGUUCUGGAGACCCGGUGCCGCGUUUACACCAUGGGCGCCGGGACCCAGAACGCCUCCUUCUCGGAGGAAUACUGCCCCAAGUGCGCCUUGUAUUUCCUCGGGCAGUGGCGGUGCGAGAAGCACGACAGAAGUAGCGGGCGAGGGACUUACGGGAAGAUGAUAAACAUCAAGCUCGUUUCGGGGUCCAGCUCCCUCAAGUAUCUCUUCGUUCCGCGCGAGAAGGCUUGGCACGCCGUCGACGCGAAGCUAUUGCAGUUCCUCGCGGACGAGCUACACCACAGAGGGGGGACAUUCAAUUCUGCAGUUCUGGCAUGGGGCGAGCAACGCACUGAGCUCGCGCAGCGAGGGCUGAUUCCUGGCGAAGACUUGACGCUUCUACGAGCCAGUGGCGUUCGCUUGGAGGACGCUUGGUAUGCGCACCACGCUGCCCGCCUUGCCGGCGGCGCCGCAUCCGAACUCACGUGGUCUUUCACCAGGGGCGGCUUGGAGUCGACGUUGCUCGCUCUCGCGCCAGCCGCGCGCCAAGCCCACGUCGAGCGCGCCGUUGAGCACGCCCGCACUUGCCCGAAGUGUGCUGGCGAUCUCCUUGUCCUUCUGGACGGGGAAUACGGUGCGCGUCGAUUCAUGUGUGGCGGGCUGGACGGUUACGAAAACAUGGGCACGCUGCAAAUGAAACUCUACACGGGGUGUCUGAAGAAUGCCCCCGCCGGGCGAUUCUUCUGCGCUCAAUGUCAGACGGCGCGCGCUGGACAGGACAAUCUCAUCCCGCAGACGCAGAUUUUGGGCAUCGCUCCCGCGGCCGCCCCGAACGGCGAAGCGUCUGCCCUGAGAUACCUGGUGUGCUGCUCGGAUCCAGACAAUCCGAGCGAGACCUUCGACGCCUUCCUGCCGAGGGCGGAAGUAUCACAAGUGCUGCUAGCAACCUUCGAGAAGUCUCUGCUUCCAGCAAAUGGAGACCAUGGGAACAAGAAGGCGCGGCCUGCGUGGCUCAAAGGUGCGAAGCGCCAGCUUUGCCACGGCUGGCUUGCGCUGGACGAGGAACAGAAGCAGUCGAUCCUGGCCUGCGGCGUCGACAAGCUCCAGGGCUCCGACAAAGUCCGGAGAUGCACUGGCGGUGUUAUGACGGCCGCCACGUCUUGCGGCUGGCUCAUGGAUUGGAUGGAGCUGACCCGCGGCGAAUGCAUCGAGGUCGUGUACGCCUUCGCCUUGCGGCUCCACAAGGACGCCCGGGACCUCGGCUGCGUCGUCGGGUGGCUCGGCUACGACAACGCCUGCAAGUUGCUCUCCAUGGCGCGCGCCAAGAAAGAUGAUUUUCUGCCGUGGGCGAAAUCGCUGGCUGAGGAAGUGCGCAUUGUCCUGGGCGGUUUCCACAGGGACAACCACGCGUGGUGUCUGUAUGCGCUCCCGGAAGUUGACCCGCUGCAGCCGGCGAACGAGAAGUUUUUGGCGUUGAAGAACACGGAGGCUUGCGAGCAGCUCAAUGCGUGGAUCUGCCCCCUGACGCGCAUGUGCCUCGAGAUGACGAGAGCCCAUUUCCAGCUCCACUGGCAGGUUGAGGGCUCCCGGGUCGAGAACUUCGGAACACUCCCCCCGCGCGCCGCGCGCCGCUGCUCCGACGGGUGCCCCCAUCGGGGCUUGCAGAUUCUGUUCGAUGUCCAUAACGAGUGGCUGCAGCGCGCGGCGGCGAGCAAGCGCCGCCGCUUCGCCGCCGGGGCCCUGAAGCGCGACCCUGACCCGCCGGCCCCGCGCACGCGCCCGGAGGUCGCGCGGCGCGCGUCGCCGCUGACGUGGGCCAUCGCGACUGCGCUGGGGGAGGCGACGUCGCUGCGCCCCUCCUGCGUGUACGUCCACAUCCUGCUCCUCAUUGCGACGACGUUGGGCGCCGUCCAGCUCAAGUACGGCGGGGUCCUUGCGCGCCACUGCAACCUGCUCAUGCUGCAGCGCGGCGAGCCGGGAGAUGGCAAAUCCAUUGCCUUGUGGCUCGACGUUCAGAUCCUGUCCUACUACGACCAGGCGCAAGAGGAUACCGCGUUCCUGGCGCUGCGCGAGGGGAAGACGCGGCUGCCCCAGACGUUCGACAGUGGGCCUGGCGGCGGCAUUGAUGACCUCAACCAAAUCCACGACCACGACCUCUACAAUAAUCACCCCGGUAACAGCCAAAACAGGUUCCGCGUCAGGAGCCCGCACUUGCGCGGGGCAGUCAUGGUGCACGUCGAAGAGGUUUAUGACCAGGCGCAGAAACCAGACUCAACAGCGGGCAUGAUGCGCUUCCUCGUGGGCCACUUCAUCGCGGUGGUCAACAAGAUCUUGCCCGACUUGCCUCCGCCGCAGCUUGCCCGGAUCCUGGAUAGCGACCCGAAUUACUUCAACGAUCUGACCUACGACGACGUCGUGGAAGCCCGGGCGUCCAAGGGGGAUAACGAGGACAGCGGCUAUUCCGCCGUCCGGAAGGACAUGACGCGGACGCUCCAGUUCAUCCCGCCGAUCGACGUGGGGGAGAAAGUGGUGGGAUUCCUCCUGGGGAAGGCCGGCAAGAAUGAUAACCAGGUGGCGCGGCCAUCAGUUGACGCCGACGUGGCGUUGGGGGGCUGGUUUGCCAAGAACUUCCAGAUGACGGUGCGCGCCAAGGAGGGAACUAAAGACUUCAUGGAGGCCCGCGCGCGUUUCGCAUCCACACCGCCCCCCACCCUCGCGUCUGCGGAAAGGCUCGUAGGGCAUGAUAUCGUGUCUAAGGUAAACCCCAUGCUUACCUUGCAGCGCAUCGCCAACAAUUGGAACGUCAAAGCUUUCGCGCAGAACCCCUUCACCACCGACGCCGACAUCAGGGCUUUGCAGCUGGAUUACGUCAUUCUGACGCACAUGGGCUUCCUCCUCGUCGCAGACGGUCGCGUCGCUGUGGCUGCGUACGCGGCCGACAGCGAGAGCUUCGUGAGAGCCGCCAACCGCGUGAUGAAGUGGGACCCCAGCGUCGCCCUCCGCGACCUGCGCGAGUUGGCGCCCGAAGGCGCUGCGGGCGCGCGCGAGGAGGGGGACCAGGGCGUGGCCGAUCAGAUCUGCCAAGGCUUGAAGGACAUGCUCGACGGCAAGCCGGUGGAUCUUGACCGGCCCCGCGCUCUGGAGGCCCCUCUCGUCGCCGAGGUGCGCGGCCAGAGCGUGCCAGCGUCGCAGGUGGGCGCCCCUCCGCCCGUGGGCCCGCCGAGCCAGCUUGGCGCUUCGGCCGCGACAGCGCCGGGGCUCACGCAAGCCGCGCUCCCGGCCGCAGACGAGGCAGCAGCAGGAGCUGGAGGCUCUCGCAAAAGGAUGCGCACUGAGGCCCCGCUGGCGGAGGACAGUUUCGAGGAGGAGCCUGGGCUCAAGAAGAGGAUCCUGGUGUCUAUCCUGAGCAGCGCUCAGAGACCGCACACGGCUGCCAAGAACAAGUCCUCGUUCACUGGGGCCACCCCAGAGGUCAUCGAGAGUUCCAUGCGCCUGAUGAUUCGGUUCGCCGACGCCGCUGGCUUCGGAACGCUCCAACACGGAGGGUCCGCGGUGCAAACGCACCAGGUGCCUGCCGAGCACAAAGACGCUGUUUACCAGGAGCUCCAAUCACGCUUGGGCCUCAUGCCAAAAGGCACAAAGAAGAUGAAGGAUGCAAAUGAUGCUCGGGUGCCGUCGUCGGACUUCGACUUAUGA
Molecule: messenger RNA, 3789 nt
Organism: Prorocentrum cordatum
Lineage: Eukaryota; Dinophyceae; Prorocentrales; Prorocentraceae
Source: the annotation of a GenBank genome assembly